This is a messenger RNA of Microcebus murinus (gray mouse lemur), 2354 nucleotides long. RefSeq names its product phosphatidylglycerophosphate synthase 1 (gene PGS1). The record is from RefSeq and is a predicted model, not a curated record. Lineage: Eukaryota; Metazoa; Chordata; Mammalia; Primates; Cheirogaleidae. Gene Ontology annotation, molecular function: CDP-diacylglycerol-glycerol-3-phosphate 3-phosphatidyltransferase activity. Gene Ontology annotation, biological process: cardiolipin biosynthetic process. Gene Ontology annotation, cellular component: mitochondrion.
AGCGGAAGCCGCGAGUCUCCAUGGCGGCAGCUGCGGCGGCGGCGGCGGCGCCGGUGUUCUGGAGGCGACUGCUGGGCCUCCUGCCUGGCCGCCCGGGGCUGGCCGCGCUCCUGGGGCGCUUGUCCGACCGCCUCGGCAGGAACCACGACCGCCGGCGCAGGAGGUCACCAUGGCUGCUGUUGGCUCCCCUACUGUCUCCAACUGUUCCCCAGGUCACCGCCCCACCUUGCUGCCUGUGUCCAGAGGGCGUGCACAGGUUCCAGUGGAUCAGAAACCUGGUUCCAGAGUUCGGAGUCUCCAGUUCUCACGUCAGGGUGCUUUCUUCCCCAGCAGAGUUUUUCGAGCUCAUGAAGGGACAGAUAAAAGUAGCCAAGAGGCGGGUUGUGAUGGUCCUCUACCUGGGGACAGGUCCUUUGGAGCAGGAACUGGUGGAUUGCCUGGAAAGUGCUGAAAAGUCAGUCCAAGCAAAGUUUCCUUCAGACCUCAAGGUGUAUCUCUUGGACUUCACACGGGGCUCCAGAGGCAGGAAGAACUCGCGCACAAUGCUGCUCCCACUCUUGCGAAGGUUUCCGGAACAGGUCCGAGUGUCCCUUUUUCACACGCCAAACCUCCGUGGACUUCUGCGGCUCCUCAUCCCUGAGCGCCUCAACGAGACCAUCGGCCUCCAGCACAUUAAGGUGUACCUCUUUGACAACAACGUCAUCUUGAGCGGCGCAAACCUGAGUGACUCCUACUUCACCAACCGCCAGGACCGCUACGUGUUCUUGCAGGACUGCGCGGAGAUUGCCGACUUUUUCACAGAGCUGGUGGACGCAGUGGGGGAUGUGUCCCUGCAGCUGCAGGGGGAUGACACAGUGCAGGUGGUGGAUGGGAUGGUGCAUCCUUACAAAGGUGACCGGGCUGCGUAUUGCAAGGCAGCCAAUAAGAGGGUUAUGGAUGUGAUCAACUCAGCCAGGACCCGCCAGCAGAUGCUGCACGCCCAGACCUUCCAUGGCGACUCCCUCUUGACCCAGGAGGAUGCAGCGGCUGCUGGUGAUCGGAGGCCAGCCCCUGACACCUGGAUUUAUCCACUGAUUCAGAUGAAUACCUUCGAGAUUCAAAUUGACGAGAUUGUCACUGAGACCCUGCUGACUGAGGCCGAACGAGGCGCUAAGGUCUACCUCACCACUGGUUACUUCAAUCUGACCCAGGCCUACAUGGACUUGGUCUUGGGCACGAGGGCCGAGUACCAGAUCCUGCUGGCCUCACCAGAGGUGAAUGGCUUCUUCGGGGCCAAGGGGGUGGCUGGUGCCAUCCCGGCGGCCUACGUGCACAUCGAGCGGCAGUUCUACAGCGAGGUGUGCAGCCUGGGGCAGCAGGAGCGGGUCCAGCUGCAAGAGUACUGGCGGAGGGGCUGGACCUUUCAUGCCAAAGGCCUCUGGCUGUACCUGGCAGGGAGCAGCCUGCCCUGUCUCACGCUGAUUGGCUCUCCUAAUUUUGGGUACAGGUCAGUUCACCGGGACCUGGAGGCCCAGAUUGCCAUUGUGACGGAGAACCGAGCCCUGCAGCAGCAGCUUCACCAGGAGCAAGAGCAGCUCUACCUGAGGUCAGGUGUAGUAUCCUCCGCCACCUUUGAGGAGCCAAGUCGGCAGGUGAAGCUGUGGGUGAAGAUAGUGACUCCACUGAUCAAGAACUUCUUCUGAGGACAGACAGGUACACGGAAUGGCCUUGAUGAAGAUGACAGGCAUGGCCGGCGUCAGCUCCUUCAGCCGUGCUUCGGCGAUGACUCCGGUCUGGGUGUCCCAGCGAGCUCCUGCGGGGAUAGCACGGCUGAGGGUCAGGUGGCCCUGGGGAGGUGACCGUGUCCCGUCUAGUGUGCUGCCAACAAGUGAGAGGAGGGGCUGGAAGGGCCCUUGAACCUCCCCACCCUCUGCAGAGAUGGGCUCUGCCCCCCAGAGCUCAGGCCGGGUGCCAGGCUGGUCUGGCACAGAAUUUGCUGCACGUGGAGUUGGGAGCGGAGGACGUCAUAGGUAAUCAUGUGCAUGUUGUAACUGCCCCACGUGUCUCGCUAUGCACUGAGGAACAGCUCAGCACUCAGGCUCUUGGGUUCCAUCCCUUUAAAUUUGUGGUGUCUUCAGAGCCUCAUCUGCGAGCCUUCUUAAUUACAGUGGCAGGAAAUCAUAGCUCCACUUGAGAAUCAGAGCUUCACGUUCCCUGGCUCCCUUCGUGUGUCAUGCCCGUCCUGUGUGCGCGGCACAGAUUAUACAUCUAUGCAUAUAUUAUUCACUUUUAAGCAGACUUAUUUUUACUCGCUCUAUUUAAUGAUGUUUAUGUUUCUUGUCUAAUUCCAGAAUAAACAUGGAGAGUGGCUGCUG